CUAUUUUUACGCGUGGACAUCGGACACCAGGCUGGGGCGGCGGCGGCGGCCGAGGCGGGGCCGGGCCGGGCCGGGUCGGGCGUCGGGGCCACACGUCCGCCCGCGGGUCGCCGGGGCAGCGCGCGCCAUGGAGCCGUGCGGCUGCUGCGAGCGGCUGGUGCUCAACGUGGCGGGGCUGCGUUUCGAGACCCGGGCGCGCACGCUGGGCCGCUUCCCCGACACGCUGCUCGGGGACCCGGUGCGCCGCAGCCGCUUCUAUGACGGCACGCGCCGCGAGUACUUCUUCGACCGGCACCGGCCCAGCUUCGACGCGGUGCUCUACUACUACCAGUCGGGCGGGCGGCUGCGGCGGCCAGCGCACGUGCCGCUCGACGUCUUCCUGGAGGAGGUGGCCUUCUACGGGCUGGGCGCUGCGGCGCUAGCGCGCCUGCGCGAGGACGAGGGCUGCCCCUUGCCAUCCGAGCGUCCCCUGCCCCGCCGCGCCUUCGCGCGCCAGCUCUGGCUGCUCUUCGAGUUCCCCGAGAGCUCGCAGGCCGCGCGCGUGCUCGCCGUCGUCUCCGUGCUCGUCAUCCUCGUCUCCAUCGUCGUCUUCUGCCUGGAGACGCUGCCGGACUUCCGCAAUGACCGUGACAGCCCGGGGCUCGCUGCUGUUGCAGCUGCUGCUGGCCCGUUCCCAGCCCGGCUGAACAGCUCCAGCCCAGUGCCUGGACCCCCACCUCGCUUGCCCUUCGAUGACCCGUUCUUUGUGGUGGAGACAUUAUGCAUCUGUUGGUUUUCCUUCGAGCUGCUGGUGCGCCUGGCCACCUGCCCAAGCAAGGCAGCCUUCUUCAAGAACGUGAUGAACCUCAUCGAUUUCGUGGCUAUUCUGCCCUACUUCGUGGCACUGGGUACCGAGCUGGCCCGGCAGCGGGGGGUGGGACAGCCAGCCAUGUCAUUGGCCAUCCUGCGCGUCAUCCGACUGGUACGUGUCUUCCGCAUCUUCAAGCUGUCCCGGCAUUCAAAGGGCCUGCAGAUCUUGGGCCAGACCUUACGGGCCUCCAUGCGCGAGCUGGGCCUCCUCAUCUUCUUCCUCUUCAUCGGCGUGGUCCUCUUCUCCAGCGCAGUCUACUUUGCUGAGGUCGACCGGGCAGACUCACAUUUCACCAGCAUCCCCGAGUCCUUCUGGUGGGCCGUGGUAACUAUGACCACAGUUGGCUAUGGAGACAUGGCGCCCGUCACUGUGGGUGGCAAGAUAGUGGGCUCUCUGUGCGCCAUCGCCGGCGUGCUGACCAUUUCCCUGCCUGUGCCGGUCAUUGUCUCCAACUUCAGCUACUUUUACCACCGGGAGACAGAUGACGAAGAGGCUGGGAUGUACAGCCAUGUGGACACGCAGCCCUGCGGCCCACUGGAGGGCAAGGUCAAUGGCGGAUUGGUGGAUGGCGAGGUGCCUGAGCUCCCACCUCCACUCUGGGCCCCCCCCGGGAAACACAUGGUCACCGAAGUGUGAGGGACAGUUGAGGUCUGCAGGACUUCAUACUUCCUCGGAGGGAGGGAGGGAGGGAGGGAUGGAGGGAGGGAAGGGCAGAAGGGAAAGUCGGGGGGAGGGCGCUGAGUUUAGGAAGGACUAAGUGAAGUCAGGAAACACAAGGUCUUGUUGGCUCUUGAGUUGUGGUUGGGUAGUUCCUGCAGGUACCUACUUCGGUGACAGUGAACGGCAGUGGGUUAUGCCCAGUUGAGGGGGAGGCUCCAUUGGUCUGUAUUGCAUUGGAUGGUGCAAAGCUUAUGGAGUCUGCUGGGGUGGCCUUGAGGUAGGUUUGCUCACACAGUUUUGUGAGUUUCUAAGUUCCGCGUUGGGUUGGGUUGGGUUGCAAGUCAAGUGAGUCUUGUCCAAUUGCCUUGUGCAGGAUUCUGUGGUUUUAGGAGUCCCCUAGGGCCAUGUCGGAUCAAAUAAGAUGGUCACGCAUGGCAUUGUUGGCACUGAUUUUGUGUUCAUGCAUGGUGUUGUGGAGUUGAGAUGUUGGAAACUGCGUGGCUUUGUGAUUCUUCUAGGGCCAUGUUAUUUUAGGUUCUGUGAACUUGUGAGUCAUGUAGAAAUACGAAGAGUCGAGUGAGAGAACGCGAGCUGUCUAGGUCACAUUAGGUUAAGCUGGGUUGGAAUGUAUAACCGUAGGAGUCUUUCAGUGUUCCGUUGUGUUGAAAUGUGCAGGGUUAUGUGGCUGGAAGCUUUUCGGGGCCAUGUUGAGUCGAGUCGUAAUGAGUUGUCUAACCAGGUGAGUCUCGUACGGCCAGUUCAGUUGGCUCAUCCCACGGUUUGAGUUUCGUGGGGCCCUACUGAGUUGAGUUACCGUUACAUCAAGGUGUGUCAUUGAGUCCUGUCACUGAGUCGGACCGUAUCUGUGAGCUCCAUAGGGCCAUGUUGGUUUGUUUUGCAUUUAGCGGUAGCACCAGUACCCAAGGAUAACAGCACUGGGGAGGAAUCAUGUAUCAAGGAGUGGAUGUGGUGUGUGGACUCUGGGAGACCCAUGGAACUGGCUUGUCCCGUGUCAUGACACUCGGGACGGGGCUAGGUUCUGUAUCCGUAGAUUCAGCUGUUGACACAGAAGGCUUCUGGGUGAACUAGGAUGACGGAGAUGCCCCUUCCAUUCACCCCUCACCUGCUUCGUUUUGACAUUCAAACCCCUUCUGUGUGGGUCUUCCCCUAGGGCUUUGCUUCCAGACACGGAGAUCAGAGCCACAAGGGAAGGGGGAGGCUGGAGGAACUGCUCUGUCCAGACAUGACAGGGGUCGGGGGGGACAGAAACCCAAAGGAGGGGGGCAGAGCGCCAGGGAGGGACCCUGAGAGACCCCGAGAAAGAAGGACAGAAACCCAAAGAGGGAGCAAAGACCUAGAGAGAGGGGAAGACAGAGACCCAGAGGGAGAGGGACAGAGACCCAGAGUUGGAAAGAGACCAGAGCACCCCGAGAAAGAGAACUAAAAAAAGAAAAAGCCAGGGAGUUCCCGUUGAGGCUUAGGAGGUUAA
This is a messenger RNA of Phacochoerus africanus (Common warthog), 2999 nucleotides long. It is a transcript of the gene KCNA7, whose product is annotated as potassium voltage-gated channel subfamily A member 7. Gene Ontology annotation, biological process: protein homooligomerization; potassium ion transmembrane transport. Bases 128 to 1486 code for a protein of 452 amino acids. Gene Ontology annotation, cellular component: voltage-gated potassium channel complex; membrane. The transcript is spliced from 2 exons. Gene Ontology annotation, molecular function: delayed rectifier potassium channel activity; protein binding. The record is from RefSeq and is a predicted model, not a curated record. NCBI's taxonomy places the organism in Eukaryota, Metazoa, Chordata, Mammalia, Artiodactyla, Suidae.